Messenger RNA from Penicillium argentinense, 240 nucleotides. RefSeq lists its product as uncharacterized. The transcript has a single exon. The record is from RefSeq and is a predicted model, not a curated record. The coding region runs from base 1 to 240 and encodes 79 amino acids. NCBI's taxonomy places the organism in Eukaryota, Fungi, Ascomycota, Eurotiomycetes, Eurotiales, Aspergillaceae.
AUGGAGUCCAUCAGUACGGCGAAUAGCGAGGCUUGUAUCAUCAAGCUGGGCGGUGUCGUUGCGAAGCUCUGCAGCUGUUAUGUCGGGGACGUGAAAGACGCAAAAGAUGAUAUCAUGGCACUACAAGAGGCAAUCGAAGGUCUCACUAGUGUGCUCGAGAAGCUCCAUGAACAUUUACAUCGGCCUGACUCUGGAAUCAUAGCCUUAUCGCCACUAACUGAUAAUGUCUUCCUUUGCUGA